GCGCGGGGGCGGGCGCGCUUGCGGCCGCGUGGACGUGGCUCCGGGCAGGUCCCGGGGGCUCCUGCGCACCUGCCCGCGCGGACCCAGGUGUCCUCUCACCUGCCCGGCCCUCCGGCCCGGGGGGAGGACGUCUUCCCCGGAGAGCUCGGAGCCGGGCCCCGACAUGGACUCCGUGGUCUUUGAGGAUGUGGCUGUGGACUUUACCCAGGAGGAGUGGGCUUUGCUGGAUUCUGCUCAGAGGAAGCUCUACAGAGACGUGAUGCUGGAAAACUUGAAAAACCUGGCCGCAGUGGAUGAUGAGACUCAAUUGAAGGCCAAUGGGUCUGUUUCUCAGCAGGAUGCUUAUGGGAAUAAAAUAUCCAAGGGAAACAAAUUGGCAAAGUUCACCAGAAAUGAAUCCUGGGCCUCUGUUUUAGGGGAAAUUUGGGAAGAACUCAGCACGGAAGAUCAGCCCACAAACCAGGGGAGACACCUGAGAUAUCCUGUGGUGGAGAGACUCUCUGAAAGUAAUGGUCAGUGCAGGGGAGGCUCCAGUCAGAUUCCAAAUCUUAAUCUGUAUGAGAAAACUCUUUGUGGAGUUAAAGAGGAUGAAUGCAGUGAGUAUGAGAAAGUCUUCGGGCGUCACUCCCUCGAGAAUCACAUCGCCAUGCACGCUGGACACAAAGCGUAUCAGUGUCAGGAGUGUGGGCGGGCCUAUACCUGUCGUGCACACCUAAGAAUGCAUGUGAGAACCCACAACAGAGAGAGAACUUACGCGUGUAAAUUAUGUGGAAAAACCUUUCCUCGUAGCUCUUCCCUCAACCGGCACGUAAGGAUUCACACUGCUGAGAAAACCUAUGAGUGUCAGCAGUGUGGGAAAGCCUUCAUUGAUUUCUCAAGUCUUACUAGUCAUGUGAGAACUCACACUGGAGAGAAGCCAUAUAAGUGCAAGGAAUGUGGGAAAGCCUUCAGUUAUUCCUCAACUUUCCGGAGACACAUGAUAACGCACACUGGAGAGAAGCCCUAUAAAUGUAAAGAAUGUGGGGAAGCCUUCAGCUACUCCUCAACUUUUCGGAGGCAUAUGAUCUCACACACUGGGGAGACACCACAUAAAUGUAAGGAAUGUGGAGAAGCCUUCAGCUACUCCUCAGCUUUUCGCAGGCACAUGAUCUCACACACUGGAGAGAAGCCCUACGAAUGUAAACAGUGUGGGAAAACCUUUAUUUACCUGCAGUCCUUCCGGAGACACGAAAGGAUUCACACUGGAGAGAAACCCUACGAAUGCAAACAGUGUGGGAAAACCUUCAUUUAUCCCCAGUCCUUUCGAAGACACGAAAGGACUCAUGGUGGACAGAAGCCCUAUGAGUGCAGCCAGUGUGGGAAAGCCUUCAGCCAUCCCUCGUCCUUUCGAGGGCAUAUGAGAGUGCACACUGGGGAGAAACCUUAUGAAUGCAGUCAGUGUGGCAAAACUUUCAACUGGCCCAUCUCCUUACGAAGACAUAUGAGGACACACACCAGAGAGAAACCCUACGAGUGCAAACAGUGUGGGAAAGCCUUCAAUUUGUCUGCUUGCUUUCGAGAACAUGUGUGGAUGCAUCCAGGAGACAAGUCCUAUCAAUGCAAGCUAUGCGGGAAAGCGUUCUAUUGCCACAUAUCCUUACAGAAACACAUGAGAAGGCACACCGCAGAGAAACUCUAUGAAUGCAAGCAGUGCGGGAAAGCUUUCAGUUGGCCUGAACUCCUGCAGCAGCACGUGAGAACACAUACCGCGGAGAAACCCUAUGAAUGUAAGGAAUGCGGGAAGGUCUUCAAAUGGCCGUCAUCCUUGCCGAUACAUAUGAGAGUGCACACUGGAGAGAAACCCUAUGAAUGUAAGGAGUGUGGGAAGGCCUUUAGUUGUUCCUCAUCCUUAAGAAGACAUGUAAGGAUACACACUACCGAGAGACACUACUUAUGCACUGCGGGAAAUUCUGCAGAUGAAUUCAUGCCCCAUGCUUCAGAAAAUCCACACCAGGAGAGAAAUCUGAUAAAAGUUGUAAAUAUGGUACUGCCUUUGUGAGAACCCCAUCAAAGCGGACCCAUGGGGUGUGCAUUUCCAGUUCUUUUACAGAUAAAAACUUGGGUGCAGAAUAGCUCUCCAAGUACUCUUAGCUUUCAUACGAAAGUUUGCAAAUACUAUGUUUUCCCCUACAUUUCAGUAAAUAAACCUAUCUUUACAGUU
Molecule: messenger RNA, 2200 nt
Organism: Leopardus geoffroyi (Geoffroy's cat)
Lineage: Eukaryota; Metazoa; Chordata; Mammalia; Carnivora; Felidae
Gene: ZNF555
Product: zinc finger protein 555
Exons: 4
Coding region: 164-2038 (624 amino acids)
Biological process (GO): negative regulation of transcription by RNA polymerase II
Molecular function (GO): DNA-binding transcription repressor activity, RNA polymerase II-specific
Source: RefSeq, a predicted model, not a curated record